ACCAAUCACAGCUGGUCAUUGGGUCAGUACUUGUAGUCUGAACUGUUUCAGACCAAGCACUGGUUUUUAACCUGUUUUCUUUAAACGGACACCUGCGGACAACAUGACAAGCUAUACAGAUAAAGGGGAGAAGCCUCCAAGAGGAAAGUUUAUAAGUUUCCAUCAUGUCACCUUUUGGGUUGGCAACGCAAAGCAGGCAGCCUCAUUCUACUGUGAUAAGAUGGGCUUUGAACCUCUGGCGUACAAGGGUUUAGAGACCGGCACCCGUGAGAUGGUGUCUCACGUCAUCCGACAGGACAAGAUCAUUUUUCAGUUUCAGUCUCCAUUAAAUCCUGGAAACGAAGAGAUGGGGGAGCACUUGAUCAAACACGGAGACGCGGUCAAAGACAUCGCUUUCAAAGUGGAGGACUGUGACUUCUUAGUCAAGAUGGCCAAGGAGCGAGGAGCUGUGAUUGUCAAGGAGCCAUGGGUGGAGCAGGACAGCCACGGGAGGGUUAAAUAUGGCGUGAUUCAAACGUAUGGAGACACAACCCACACGCUCAUUGAGUACCUUGGACCCUAUAAAGGCCUUUUUCUGCCAGACUACAAAGAGCCCCUCUUCAGGGAUCCUCUGUUACCCAAACUUCCACCAGCAGGUUUGAAAUUCAUCGAUCACAUUGUGGGAAACCAGCCAGAUGACCAGAUGGUGCCAGUUUCAGACUGGUAUCAGAAGUGUCUGAUGUUCCACCGAUUCUGGUCAAUCGAUGACAAACAGAUUCACACACAGUACAGCGCUUUAAGGUCCAUCGUGGUGACCAACUAUGAAGAAACUAUUAAGAUGCCCAUCAAUGAACCUGCCAUGGGGAAAAAGAAGUCACAAAUCCAGGAAUAUGUUGAUUAUAAUGGUGGACCAGGUGUUCAGCAUAUUGCCCUCAACACAUCCAACAUAAUUCAGGCCAUUGUGAACCUUCGGGAAAGAGGGAUGGAGUUCCUCUCAGCGCCUGAAUCGUAUUACGAAUCCCUUCGAAAGAAACUCAAAGCCGCCAACUUUAAGGUGGACGAGGACCUUGACCGCUUACAGGAGCUGAAAAUCUUGGUAGAUUUUGAUGACAAAGGCUACCUUCUUCAAAUCUUCACCAAGCCUGUGCAGGACAGACCAACCCUCUUCUUGGAGGUCAUACAAAGGAAAAACCACUUUGGCUUUGGGGCAGGAAACUUCAAGUCUCUUUUUGAGGCCAUUGAGAAGGAUCAGGAUGCCAGGGGCAACCUCACCGCGGUGACACCCAAAGGAGAGACCAAAGCUUUUUACUGAUGCUCUGAAAGCUGCUGCCAGACUCACACCCUGGCUUCAAGUCUGCAGGGAACAUUUUAGCAGUGAUCAACACAGAUCACACAAUUCAAGCAUUUACAGAGAGAGGAAGGUUCAGUUUGUCUUGAUAAAUACACUCAUUUUUAUGUUGUUUGUUUGGUGAAUUUGAGAGACUGAGGUUUAAAAGUUAGGUAACUGUUUGUGGAUUAAUGUCUGAAAAAGCUCACCUUAUGGCUGUGCUAUUUAGGCUGCUAAAAUAAGCUUUGGUCAUCAUAAGCUUUGACUCUAUGGCAUGUCCAAAGUGCGGCUCGGGGGGGAAAUGUGUCCCGUGUUCAAAUAUUUACUGGCCCGCAGACUCCCGUCAUAUGUGGCCCCUUUCUAAGAACCACAACUUCUUGAUUGUGGUUGGCUAAAUUAUGUUAUAAACCGUUGUAGAGGCAGCCUGUGGCCACCUGACCUUCACAGCCUAGAGGAACCGGUUUAUUUGUUUCUGUGAUCCACACUUGAAAAAGAUAACUAUUUGUGCUCUUUUCCCUUUUCACAUCAUUUCAAUUUAGAAGUUUACAGUUAGAAAAUAAUAAUAAAUAAUGUGCAACAUUACACACGACCCCAGAUUUAAUGUUGACGAAAGUUUUUUUUCUCAGACAUACUUUUUCUUGUCUGGCAUUUAGAUAUGAAAAUCACUGUAAUUAUUUUGUAAUUCAUUUGGUAAUAAUUUUGGUGUAUUUCUGUUCAAAGCAAAGUAAUGAAAAGUAUCCCAUUGCAAUAAAAUGUCCAUUAAAUGGUU
Molecule: messenger RNA, 2075 nt
Organism: Oryzias latipes (Japanese medaka)
Lineage: Eukaryota; Metazoa; Chordata; Actinopteri; Beloniformes; Adrianichthyidae
Gene: hpda
Product: 4-hydroxyphenylpyruvate dioxygenase a
Biological process (GO): L-tyrosine catabolic process
Cellular component (GO): endoplasmic reticulum membrane; Golgi membrane
Molecular function (GO): 4-hydroxyphenylpyruvate dioxygenase activity; lactoylglutathione lyase activity; metal ion binding
Source: RefSeq, a predicted model, not a curated record